AUGUCCGUCCCCGAAAAUUAUCCCGUACUCGUUCAUUGCACGCAAGGCAAAGACCGUACAGGCAUUGUGAUCGCCCUCGCCUUGUCAUGCGCCAACAUCCCCCUCGAACAAAUCCUCCUCGACUUUUCUCGCUCUCAAAAGGGCCUGGCCUCCCAGCGUGAUACCAUGGUGAAGGAAAUGGCUAAAGCGGGACUGGAUCCCUCUUUUUCUGAUGCCCCCGAAAAUGUUAUGAGGGAUACUUUUGGUUAUAUUGUUGAUAAGUAUGGAAGUGUUGAAGAGUAUUUGGAGACCAAGGGUUUUACAAAAGUUUGGAGGGAGAGGCUGAAGGCUUGUUUGACGGCUUCGGACGAGGGUAGACAAGAGUAG
Molecule: messenger RNA, 366 nt
Organism: Spizellomyces punctatus DAOM BR117
Lineage: Eukaryota; Fungi; Chytridiomycota; Chytridiomycetes; Spizellomycetales; Spizellomycetaceae
Exons: 1
Coding region: 1-366 (121 amino acids)
Biological process (GO): dephosphorylation
Molecular function (GO): phosphoprotein phosphatase activity
Source: RefSeq, a predicted model, not a curated record